CUAAACUUACUACCACAUAAUACUCUUCUACCAGUGUAGUUUGAUACUAGAUUUAUUUCCAAUUCUAAAAACGGUCAUUCCAAUUUCACCACCAGCUUUUUCUUGAAAAGUCAAGAAAAAGUAUAAUUUUUGAGAAAAUCCGCGUAAAACAACGUUCCCGAGUGUAAUUUCAUUGUCUCGGUCAGUGUUAGAAGAAGAAUAGGGUGAGAACAAAAUGAUUUUCUCAGCAGGAUCAAUGGCUUCCAGAGUAUCUCGCAGCGCCCUGCUAAUGGGUUGUGGAGCUCUGGGGUACUAUUUUUAUAAGAAGUAUACAAACCAGGAGAACUCUGCUGGUGGAAAUGCUUCAACAUCUAACAAUGAUUUUUCCUGCAGUAACGUUGCCCCUCAAGAUAAUUUAGAACUAACAGCUGAUUUAGAAUCUGAAUUGUACGCAACUGACACUGAUUUAGAAUUGUCAACCACUGCUUCAGAAGAGUCUAUUGAUUUAAUAAUGCCCUUACCAGAAAGACAAGAAAUACCGCUAAUAGAUGGAGUGGAUAUUGAAGGAGUUGGUGAUGAAGAAAUUGAUUAUAUUAUUCCUCCAAAUUUUUGGGAUGAUCUUGAAUGUGAUUAUUCAUUCGACUACGGGGAUGAUUUCUACGAGAGCACUCCCCAAAGAUCAAGAGCGACCAGUGAUUCUGAUACUAUCGUUCUGUAUUUCCACCCAUUAAAUGAAGAUGGGACUAUUCGAAUUGAAAAGGAAUGAAUGAUGCAAAUAAUAUUGUUCCUAAACCUUUAGGUAAAUACUUUUAAUGUUUACUCGUUUGAUUUUUUAUUUACGGUUUCAUUUGUUUGCGCUUAGUGUUCGCAUACCGUAUGAUAUUUCUUAUAUAACAACUAAUACUUAGUCUAGUUUUUUCAAUGUAGGUAGUUUAGGUAUUUCAUUCGUUGUAUUUGCAUUUGGAUAUAAAAGUUC
This is a messenger RNA of Tribolium madens (black flour beetle), 955 nucleotides long. RefSeq lists its product as uncharacterized. The transcript is spliced from 3 exons. Bases 215 to 745 code for a protein of 176 amino acids. The record is from RefSeq and is a predicted model, not a curated record. NCBI's taxonomy places the organism in Eukaryota, Metazoa, Arthropoda, Insecta, Coleoptera, Tenebrionidae.